Molecule: messenger RNA, 2719 nt
Organism: Melanotaenia boesemani (Boeseman's rainbowfish)
Lineage: Eukaryota; Metazoa; Chordata; Actinopteri; Atheriniformes; Melanotaeniidae
Gene: nol11
Product: nucleolar protein 11
Exons: 18
Coding region: 37-2208 (723 amino acids)
Biological process (GO): maturation of SSU-rRNA
Cellular component (GO): nucleolus; nucleus
Molecular function (GO): RNA binding; protein binding
Source: RefSeq, a predicted model, not a curated record
UCUCGCGAGAUCAAGCGAGCUUCCUUCUGGUCCAGCAUGGCAGCGCUGUAUGAGGGAUACACGUUGUGCGGGCUUGUUCCAGGUCAAAAUCAGUCAACUUCGGGUAUUCAGGGAAUCGAAGAAGAGAGAGAUAGCGACCAUGUCAUCGUUACCGACUCGACCAGAUCUGUGAUUCUGUACAAGGUUUCAGACCAGAAACCUUUGGGCAGCUGGACGGUGAAACAAGGACAAGUACUGACCUGCUCAGCAGUGUUUAACUCGCAGACCAAGGAAUAUGUGACAGUCUCGGACAACAAGGUUAUAAGAAUUUGGAAGGAAGAAGACAUCAUAUUAGACAAGGCUUUCAAAGCUACAGUGUCAACAGAUGUGUGGAAGGUGCAUUGUCCACGAGGAGGGGAGCCUGUGGUCUUGUUUCAGAGAGGAGCUGUACGACUGUUGGACCCCCUGCUUUCUGCUCCCCAGCAGCCAAUCGAAGAGGUCCUGACUCAAGAGGAGACCAUCAGGUGGAGCACCAGCCUGGUGGCAGAGACACGGACCGUUGUCGUCUACGCAACUGAACUGAAAGGAGAUAAUUUCCUCUACCUGCAGAGACUGAACCCCAACUCCCUACAGAGGUAUCGGCUGGAGGGAGAGGAUCCUGGUCUCUCCCCACUCAGCUUCUCUGCCUCCUACAGGGAUAAACACAUCUGCUUGCUUUAUCUCUACCCCAAUGGCCAUGUGUACCAGAGUGUGAUCUCUGUGCGGGGUCCAGGGGCUGAUGAAGGGACACAGGCUCUUCCGUUGCCUCGCAGUCUAGUGCUGAGCCUCCCUCUCAGUGAAGGCCUGCUGGAAGCAGCAUCAGCCGUGGUCCUUGAUGAUGCUCAUGUGGCAGUUGUGGGGGCUCCACAUCCCUGUGCUGGAGCUGGUAAAGACUUUCUCUGCAUCUGGAAUACUAAUUUUCAGAUUCUUCAAGCUGGAAAGGAAAUGGCGGGUAAAGUCUUUGGACAGCUAUGGAGUUAUUCAAACAAGUUAUUUAUUCCACAUGGAAAAUUCCUCUCUGUUAUACCAUUUGCAUGUCCCAAAUCUUCCCUUGCCUCUGCCCUGGGAAAACUAAGGCAGCCCAAGACUGAAGAGCCCAAGCCUCCAGCUUCGGUGCCAUCUUGGAAUAACAUCCUGCAUGGAGACACAGCUCGGCCUACAGAAACAAUAGAGACGAGGAAGACAAGAACAACCAGGAAGACUCAGUCAGCUCCGAAUUUAACAGUUGACCAAGUACUGGAACUCAUUAAGACAGCACCACAAGAGGAUGUCCAGGGAGAAGUAGAGGGACUCCUGUUCAGGCACGAUGUCAAAGACCUGCAGCCCUUGUUGGGACAGCUAGCUUCAUCCCUUGUGUCCCGAAGCCUGGCUGAUCCAGCCUUCUACUCACCCAGCACGCUAGCACAGCUUGUGCACACCAAGUGCCUCUGCCACAGUGUUUGUCCUGAUCUCAUUCCCCUGGCUCUUGAGAGGAAGGAUUACUUUCUGUGUCAGCUCUGCUUGCAGUUCUUCACCGACAUCCCUGAAGCUGUCAUCUGUGCCUGCCUCAAGGCGUUCAUCAGUUUGCCAGAUCUUGAUGCAGAGAAGUUGAGCCUGGAGCCUGACAGUCUCUCUUUCAUGGAAACUCUAAUAUCUAAAGAGCAUGGCCGAGUCGGCAUGCAGAACGGUUUUAGACCCCCUUCCUUUGAGGACCUCUCAGAUACCAAUAAUGACCAACAGACAAGUGUCCAAAAAGAGACUACCAAGAGUCCAUCACAACACGCUUGCCCUAUGGGAUCACAUAAAGCUGCUCUUUUAAAUGAAGUCCUGCAGACGGCGUACAGCGACACUUUCCUCCUCCCACACCUCAAGGAUCUCUCCUCUCAGCAUGUUGUUCUUUUCCUCAAGUACCUACAGUUUCUCUAUUUAAGAUAUUCCCAAGAUGAUUUUCCACAGACGCACAGCUUUAGAUCACCAAGUCUAAAUCAGAUCAUGGAUUGGGUAUGUAUGCUGCUGGAUGCCCAUUUUACAGUGCUAGUGAUGACCCCAGAGGCCAAAGAAAUACUGCUGAACCUCCUCAAUUUUGUUCGGGUUCAGGUGAGGCUGUUCUCAGAGCUUGGAAAGAUUGAGGGCAGCCUCCAAGAGCUCAACAAGAUGAAGGUAAAGAAGGACAUUGGACAAUACUCCAUUGAAGUCAUUGAGCUGUUUUAAAAAAGUGUAGAGAAUUGUUUUAAUCAAAUCUAACUUCUCCUUUUUUCGGUGAAGUGGUUUAGAGGCUGCAUAUUGUCAUGUGUCAAGUGCUUUUUGGCACAGAUGCUUCCUAUCAAAAAGGUUUUACGGUAUAAGACUGAAAAUCCUGAUGUGACUUGGACAUUAAAUAUGUUGCAGAUGUCUAUAAAGCCUUUUGUAAAAUUGUUUAAGGUGGUGGAAUUUUUGCCAUUCAAAUAAUACGUUUUGCAUGUUAGAUUCAGUCCACACAUGCCUGCAAGAGUAACUGUGGUUUAGUAAAAUACAUGCUAAAGCCACCUUGUACAACAUUAUGGUAAAAGUUUAUUUUUUUAUUAUAGGACUUUGAAACUUUAACCACACAAAUCAGUGUUCUUUUGUUUGUGUGUGCAUGUGUGUCCCAUCACAGCUGAAUAUUUGUAAAUCUGUCAGUUUUUACUGUUUCCACAUAAAAGACUUGUAUGUUGGAUAUAAAUAUAUAACAUGAGGAAAAAGA